Molecule: messenger RNA, 3206 nt
Organism: Cuscuta epithymum
Lineage: Eukaryota; Viridiplantae; Streptophyta; Magnoliopsida; Solanales; Convolvulaceae
Source: the annotation of a GenBank genome assembly
AUUUCAGAAAUCUAAUUACCACCAACUCAUCAAAAACCCCAAACCGAUUUGCAUUGACCCUCUUUCUUCCUAUCUCAGAUCUUCCCCUCUCUGUCUAUCUCCCAAUCUUGCAUUAAUACCUUUCUCCGUGUAGAUUAGGGUUUUAUUUGAUUGCUUUGCUGAAUGAUCCAACAAAAAAAAAAAACCAAAAAAAGAAGAAACAAAUGCUCUUCAAUUUUCUGCUCAGGCAAUUAAUUGGGGUCGCGAUCUCUAAAAUCAAUAUACUAACUCCUUCAGAUUUCCAAAUUUGCAUCAGUGCGUGACUUUUUCUCUUGUUGUUGUCAAGAAGAAAAACAUACCUAUGACGGUGGGCUCUGAGAGCUCAGCUGAGACCUCUCCUGCAUCAACUGAUGCGCCGCCGCUGAAGAAAUUCGGAGUAACAAGGCCUUUGUCUCUGAGUGGGCCAUCCGAGGCAGAUCUUCAUAGAAACGCAGCACUCGAAAAGUUUCUGAGGGAUUCAGAGCUGUACGAGAGUGAUGAAGAAACUGGAAAGAGAGAGGAGGUGCUGUGCCGACUUGACCAGAUUGUGAAGCUCUGGGUAAAGCAAUUGACCCGCCAGCGAGGUUACUCUGAUCAAAUGGUGGAAGAUGCAAAUGCUAUUAUAUUAACUUUUGGCUCCUAUCAGUUAGGUGUUCAUGGACCUGGAGCUGAUAUUGACACAUUAUGCAUUGGGCCAUCUUAUAUUAGUCGAGACGAAGAUUUUUUCAUUAUUCUGCGAGAUAUUUUAGUUGAAAUGGAAGAAGUUACUGAACUUCAACCUGUUCCUGAGGCUCAUGUUCCUGUUAUGAAAUUCAAAUUUCAAGGAACAUCAAUUGACCUCCUAUAUGCAAGCAUUUCCCAAAUAGUCGUCCCACAAGAUUUUGACAUCUCUGACCGUUCUGUGCUGUACAAUGUUGAUGAGCCAACAGUCCGAAGCCUCAAUGGGUGUAGGGUUGCGGAUCAGAUUCUGAAACUAGUUCCCAAUGCUGAGCACUUCCGGACGACACUUAGAUGCUUGAAAUUUUGGGCAAAAAGGCGUGGCGUCUACUCAAACGUCACUGGAUUUCUUGGUGGUGUGAAUUGGGCUCUUUUAGUUGCUCGUGUUUGCCAGUUUUAUCCCAAUGCAGUCCCUAGUAUGCUGGUUUCACGAUUCUUUAGAGUUUAUACACAGUGGCGCUGGCCGAAUCCGGUUAUGCUAUGCCCUAUUGAGGAAGAUGAACUUGGAUUUCUUGUUUGGGAUCCUCGCAAGAAUCCUAAAGAUCGAACUCAUCAUAUGCCAAUAAUUACCCCUGCAUACCCUUGCAUGAAUUCUAGUUACAAUGUUUCACCAAGUACCCUUCGUGUUAUGAUGGACCAAUUUGAAUUUGGUAACAAGAUUUGUGAGGAGAUUGAGUUGAACAAGUCGCAAUGGGUAUCUCUUUUUGAGCCUUAUUUUUUCUUUGAGGUGUACAAAAACUAUCUUCAGGUUGACAUUAUUGCAGCAGACAAUUAUGAUUUACUGGCAUGGAAAGGAUGGGUUGAAUCACGUCUCAGGCAACUAACACUUAAGAUUGAGCGUGACACAAAUGGGAUGUUGCAAUGCCAUCCUUACCCAAAUGAAUUUGUGGAUACAUCUAAGCCUUGCCCACAUUGUGCAUUUUUCAUGGGCCUUCAGAGGAAAGAAGGAGUGCAAGUGCAGGAAGGGCAGCAGUUUGAUAUUCGUGGAACUGUUGAUGAGUUCAAACAAGACAUAAGCAUGUAUUCUUAUUGGAGACCAGGGAUGGAUAUAUUUGUCUCUCAUGUACGUAGAAAGCAAAUUCCUGUUUAUGUCUUUCCUGAAGGGUAUAAGAGACAACGACUGCCCAGGACCCCACAACACUGUACUACACCCACUCCUGAGAAGGAAAUCAAAGACUGCAUGUCUUCUGAAGACAGGCUUCCCAAAAGGAAGCACAAUAACGAAAUGAAUGAUGUGCAAUCUAACAAACUUGGGAAGCAAAUGUCUGUUAGUCCACAGCGGAUAGGCUCAGAUUCUCCUGCUUCUGCUGGAUUAUCUCCAAUGUUGGACAUUUGCAAGGAGUCACAACUGGAGCAUAUGAGCACUGUUGAUGUAUUGAGAAGUGGGUUGUCUGGUAGUUUAAAUGGACAAUUUGAGAACACGGGUGCAUGGGUUUGUGCCGAGAGUGUACUGUCAUAUUCCAAGAUCUGUAUCAAUAGUGAGGGUAAUGUAAGCUUAGGGGAGCAAAUUGCACAGCCAGGGGAUGAAUGUCUAGAUGAAAGCGGAGUACUGGGGAGUGCCUUGCCUGAUAAACCGAAAUUGCAGGUGAAGUAUAGAAGUUUUUGUUUCCUUUCAAUGAAUACAUCACCAUCCUUGUACUUCUGUAAACCAAAACUUUUUUGUCAUUAUGUGCUUUUCCAUGUCAGUUUUCAUUCACAUCUUCUUUUUGUUAGGAUCUUUCUGACUACUGAAGAGCUGGAAUGUUGUUGAUAUAAUUCAGGAUAUUCUUGAAGUUGGGUUCUUAAAAUUUCCAAACAUUGCACCCACAAGGGUAAUUGGGUCAUCAAGAGACAAUGCAAGCCCAGAAACUGCACAGGAGCCAGCGAUAAGGUUGAGUCUGGAAUCAACUGCGUGAGGGAGUGGCGAUAAUGUUCGUUAACAAAGUUCGUGAGGGCAUCCAAUGGAAAAGUUUUCUUUAUUUGGAUAUGUUGAUGAAGACUUCUCUCUUGUACCUUUCUUUGCAAGUUCUGGUUGGAAGCAGGGGCUAAGAAGUUCUGCAAGAAUGGAAACUUGUGCAUUUUGUACAAUGGAACUGACAGUGCCUUAGUUGGUGGGAGGUUUGAUCUGUGUGGUUCUACCUGUUGGCUUAUCAUCAAAAAAGGAGCAAAACAAGAAAAAGGAAAAAGAAAAAGCAAUGGCACAAUUGUGUAGGAAAUUUGAAAAUUUUCGUUUUAGUACUCUUUGGGGUUGGGAGUGGGCUGGCUUUAACUGGGUUGUAGUGCUUUAGCAAUGGUUCAUGAGACUUAUUGCCUUUUAUGUAUAACUUUCUUCUUUGUGAUCAUAUAUAUUAACAUAUAGCUAGACCUCUAACUACCUUUACGGCUCUACUAAUGCUAUGUUUGGUAACGAAACCAAUUUUAAACUAAUGGCCAAUUGAAAGACUGGAUUUCCCAUCAUAAUUUGAGUCGACUCAUGCCGGUGUUGGUACUUG